AUGGCGAACAUUGGUGAUACCAAAGCCGGAACCUUGAUUGGCACGGAUAGAUACGGCAACAAGUACUUUGAGAAUCUGGAGGAGGAGCUGCCGCUGCGAACACGCUGGGUAGACUACAAGGACAAGGAGUUUGAUCCUUCUCAGAUAGAGCCCGGAUGGCACGCUUGGAUGUCAUACAUGGUCGACAAGUCCCCAGCUGCGGAUCCUCUUCUGCAGCGUCAGAUCCGCGUCUGGGAGCCAAAGGAGCACAGGCCUACCCUUACUUGGAGCCGAUCCGGAUACAAGCCUUACAGCACCGUCAAGAACAAGUAUUCCCCAUGGACCCCCGUAGCCAAACCUCGUGCAUAG
Bipolaris zeicola 26-R-13 is the source of this 348-nucleotide messenger RNA. RefSeq lists its product as uncharacterized. Lineage: Eukaryota; Fungi; Ascomycota; Dothideomycetes; Pleosporales; Pleosporaceae. Gene Ontology annotation, biological process: mitochondrial respiratory chain complex I assembly; response to oxidative stress. Gene Ontology annotation, cellular component: membrane. The transcript has 7 exons. The record is from RefSeq and is a predicted model, not a curated record. Bases 1 to 348 code for a protein of 115 amino acids.